GAUUUUGCUGUAGCUGGACCAGAAAAUGGAUGCUUCCUGCUAGCUGAAUGGGUAGCUGUAGCUGCAAGCUGGUUUUUUGUAACAUUUUCAACUACAGUUUUUCAGGAAAGAGUUAGUAAGGGAAACAGACCUGCCAGACGGUUUCUUCUUAGGUCUGUUUUGAUCCUUUAACUGUUAUCAAAGAGUGUGAUCAAGUUUUUGAUGCGGGGCUGGGUUAGCUGGAAGCUACAGAAUCAGCUAGCAGGCUAGUGCUAGCACGAAAAUAAUAAUAGCCGGUUGAUCGUAAGAAUAAAUGCGCUGUUUCCAGUUCAGAUAAAAGACAGGUGUACAUGUAGAUGGGAUCAAAGGCUACACCUUAAGGUAUGGCCUGGAUUUGACUUGGACGGUGCUGGUUAUGGCAGAAGGGACGGACACUGGCGAGAUGCCCUCCUUUGAGCCAAGUCCCAGUUCUGAAGCAAAAAAGAGACAUAUUUCUUCUGAUGGCAGAGAGGAGCCCAUGAGAAAAAUGCCUUUGACAAAAUUUGGUUCCAGACCUCGAUUUGAGCCUGUGCACUUUGUAAGCGGUGGGAGCAGUGGAGGAACCUACACUGAUGAGAAGGAGAACGAUAAGGAGCGCAGGAGGAGCGAGCUGUACAGUCCAAGGGACUCUGAACACUUUUCGUACAAUAGCAGCAGCAGAGCACAGGGAUCCUCCUCAAUGAGGCCCGCUUUUGACAGAGUGCCAUCAUACACAUCUGACUCCUGGGGUUCCCACAGGGACAGAGAAAGAGACCGAGACAUUUCUUCAGGUAGUGGGUUGGGUUAUGGAGGUCGUGGGUCGUCGUCAAACUUCUUGGCAAAAACACAGCAGGAGUACACAGCAAAAUAUGAAGCCCAAAACUUUCGGAGUUCGGACUCUUACUCUCAGCCGCCCAGGUACAAUGGGUACGGGGGAGGGGGGCGAUCGGGAGGCUGGGAUUCAGGACGUCAGGGUUUGGGCUACAGCCAUCAAGACAGGCCGUCAUCGAGCAGGCUGUUCAGCAGAGUCUACAACAGCCCGGGGAGGACCAGUCCUAAUGUUUCUCAGUCGGGCUCUUCAUUGCAGCCUCUUGCAAUAUCUCAGCCAACAUUAGAUGAGAAGCAAAGGCUGAUUGCCAAUGUAGCAUCUGCACUGGCUGUUGCUUUUAGGGACCCUAUGUACAUGACUGGAAGUGACUCACCAAACUAUAAUUUCAUGUUGAGCCGUAGCAUCCAGGCCUGCAAAACCAACCCUGAGUAUAUUUAUGUGAGCCUGAAGGAUAUUCCUCAGGCUGAUCUACCAAAGAACAAGAAAGUACCGACAGACGGCUACGCCUGUGAACUGAGAUGCCAGGGUGUGUAUCUUGCUACCGGAUACUCCGGAAGUAAAAAUGGGGCAAGAGACAGAGCCUCUGAGCAGGCUGUAAAACUUUUCCUGAAACCAGUCGAGGUUCGUGUCGUGCAGCGUAAAUUCAGACACACUGUAGUUAAUGACAUGGUCGUGUGCCAGCUACACAGCCCGACACCAGCAUUUUUGCCUGCACUCCGCAACCCGGAAGAUAAGCCGACACCUAGCUCCAAGGGCCAGUACGAGCCUGACAAGCGUAAGCACUGGACAGAGUUUGUGGUGUUGGACAAUGCUCACGACGCUAUCUGCAUACUGAACAACUCUGCAGCUUUUAAUCGCAUGAUGAUAGACUAUAAAUUCGAUCUGCUACCCAACAGCAGUACAUGGCUGUGCAGCGUUUUCCUGCAGAGCGAGCUGGUGGCACAGGCGAUGGGCACCAAAAAGAGCUCUAAGCAUGCAGCAGCGCAGGAGGCGGUCAGGAAACUUCGCCUGAACCAAGCGCAACGGCAGCAGCAGCAGCAGAUGCAGCAGCAGCUGCAGCAGCAACAACAGCCGCAGUCUCAGUACUCCAGAGGAAAUAUUCAGUCAGAUUCUGGUGGACGAUUCGGGCAGCAAGGUGGCAAAAAGAAGCUGAGCGAGCUGGUUAUCCUGGAAAACUCUGACAAUGCAAUCUGCAUUAUUAAUGAUACCGCUCAGUUUAAUAAAGUGACUGCUGAUUACAAGUUUACAGUUCUGCCCGAUCAUCGCUGGAAGUGUGAAGUUUACUUAGAAGGACAGUAUGUCGCAGCAGGAAUUGGGCCAAAGAAAAUAGUGAAGCACAUUGCAGCGUUGGAGGCUUUAGCCACACUGAGACAGACGCAGGCUGUGGUCAAAUCCAACUUAAGAAAGGAGGGUCACAGCGACGCCAUAUCACGUUCUCAGAUCAUGGGUCGCUCAGGCGAAGAGGCCACGAGGCAGGAGAUAAAGGAAGACAACAUUGGAAACCAGCUGCUCCGGAAGAUGGGCUGGAAAGGAGGCGGUCUGGGCCGCGACGGGGAAGGAAUUGCGGAGCCAAUCAGAGUGAAGGAGCAGUUCUCGAGAGAGGGUUUGGGUAUGGACACGGAUAAAACCGCAAAUCAGCUCAGCAAGCGCGACAUCGAGGACAUCAUUCGGAACUACGCCAGUUCAGACCGCCAGGACGACCUCCGUUUCUCCACUGACCUCACCAAUGACGAACGCAAACAGAUCCACCAGAUAUCGCAGAAAUACGGGCUGCGAAGCAAGUCUUACGGACAGGGACGGCAACGCUUCCUCGUCGUCAGCCGCAAAGUACACAAAGACCAGCUCAUUGGUCAACUUCUACAGGAAGGACAGGUGGGCCGAUAUGAGCUUGUGAAACCUCAGGCCUCACACUAAUUUGCAUGAUGAGAAAAAUCGUAUAUUUUUUUUUUUAAAGGACGCAUUCAUCGUCUUGGACUUGAAGGCAAACCGCACUCAAGCGUACCUGCUGUGUUUGUACUAUGUUACAAAUUUCCAGCACAUGUUAAUAAAUGAGAAUCUUUCAGGUAUCUCUGGUGGUUUCAGCAUUCCUUUGCCAUGAACUAUAUUUUAGCUCUAACAGGGGCUGUAGGAUGGAUUUUGUCUUUUUGUCUCUCCUGCUUUUCCACAUGAGCUUGUGGUCAGUGCAUUGUGGUAUCAUAUCCUAAUGACGCUCCUGUUAAUGCAAUUCUUUCCAGUUUAAAAAAACAAAUUUAGGCUUUUGUCACCUUUUGUUUUGUUCUGUGACUAUUUAAGAAACCUGGCAGAAUAUGCAGCUUUUCUCACUGCUUGUUUGUGAACAUUGGUAGACAGUUAACUCAUCAAAGACAAGGAUUAUAGCGGCAUUAACAUCAAACUGUAGCUAGGUGCUCAUACCAGUCUCACUGUAGUAAUAAGGCAUCUGUAUUCAGCAAUACCUGCAAUGUUGUUUGCUAUUUCAGAACAUGGAGAUCAUUUUACAAGUACAAGAGCUGCAUCCAUGAGCAGAAAGUCUUCACAUUGUAAGCUGUGAUCUUUGUUAAUGUCAGAUGUGUUGGUUUAUGUGAGUACAGUCAACGUGUCUGCUUGUUUUCACAGCUGUAAUGACUGAAUAAAUUAAAACUGAGA
Messenger RNA from Pelmatolapia mariae (spotted tilapia), 3469 nucleotides. It is a transcript of the gene nkrf, whose product is annotated as NFKB repressing factor. Gene Ontology annotation, cellular component: nucleus. Gene Ontology annotation, molecular function: nucleic acid binding. The transcript has 3 exons. The record is from RefSeq and is a predicted model, not a curated record. NCBI's taxonomy places the organism in Eukaryota, Metazoa, Chordata, Actinopteri, Cichliformes, Cichlidae. Bases 395 to 2740 code for a protein of 781 amino acids.